AUGGUCUCCAUCCGCUAUACCCUCGCUGCUGCCGCCGCUCUCUUUGGCGUCGCCAAUGCCGACCUGUCAAUUUUGGCUCCGGGUGGACCGAACUUGUGGUGGGUUGCCUCUUCCACGAAUACCCUCCUCUGGACGUGCAAAGACUCCCAAUACCAAAAUUUCACUAUCCUCGUCGCGAACUCUAACCCCAGCAUCCUGAGCGCGCCGCAAGCCAUCAUCGCCGUGCAGAACAACUACGACUGCUCCAAGACCAUCACGGACUCGCAGUCCGGCUACCCGCCUGCGACCGGCUACACCGUGCAGCUCGCGAACCCGCUGAACAGCACCGAAAUCUACGCCCAAUCCCAGGAAUUCGAGAUCAAGCCUCUCGGUUCCGCAUACCCCGCGUCUAGCGCG
Messenger RNA from Gloeophyllum trabeum ATCC 11539, 396 nucleotides. RefSeq lists its product as uncharacterized. NCBI's taxonomy places the organism in Eukaryota, Fungi, Basidiomycota, Agaricomycetes, Gloeophyllales, Gloeophyllaceae. The transcript has 4 exons. The annotation marks the transcript as partial. The record is from RefSeq and is a predicted model, not a curated record.